AUGAGUCACCUUUUCCCCAAUGAAGAUGUACCUAUGCAAGCCAAUGGUUCAGUAAAUAUUCUUGAGGUGGUGAAGUCCGUUGUACGAACUUUUGACAAGAAUACUAUUGCACAGGGAUCUUUCCGCUCUUACAAAAGUUCGAAUCAUUUAUGCAUAGAUUCUAAGAAACGUGCAAAAGUUCCUAGGGAGAGCGUCUAUGACGCAGAGAUGUACCGAAUCUUGCAUAAUUGGCUUGUAAAGGUACAUGGUUUUGAAAUAACUGGACAAUGGCAUCUAGAGAGUAUAUGUGCGGAUGGUGAUUUCCAUCAUUUUUAUUGCGACCUCACUAUAAAGAAACAUGAUGCCACUAAUCCUGUGGCUAUAUUAGAGUUAUUGGCAACAGUAUCCCAACCAAAAUUAGAUAAUCAUUUUGAACAGGUAUUUAAGUAUGCCGAGCAACUUUGCCCUCUGGAAGUUUGGAUCGUGCAUUUUUCUCGCGAGGAUGCUGUUGUAACGGAUCCAUAUUGGCCUUGCAAUGAACUUCAGGAUAAGGGGCUUAAUGUUAUCCAUUUAUGGCACAACAAAGAAUUUACAAAUGUCCGAAUGAGUUCCAGAUCACUAGAUGCAAUUGGAUUAUGUCCAUGCAUUCCAUACAUUAUUAAAGUCAAUAGAAGAAUUUAUUUACCGAAUUUAACUGAAAGUGUUCCUUCCAUUAAGAGACCUGAAUCAUUGACAUCCAAAGUUUGGAAUGCUGUAAAAGCGGAUAUUAUUCCCGAUGAAAAGAAAUUCUUAGGUGUAACUCCUUGUAAAUUGAAAAAUCCUGUAUCUCUGGAUCAAUUUAAAUUACGUUACUCUAAGGAAUUUUCUGAGUUUAUAAAAGAAUAUAACAGAUAUCCACCUGAUAUUGAAUUUAGAAUUAGAACAUACGAGGAAUAUUAUAUUCCAUAUGAUUGGAUAGGUUCCAAGAAAAACCAAUUACACGAUAGAUUGCAAAACUAUGUUAUAGAAUUAUUACGUCAACGAGGCUAUAGAGUAGUUCAUGGAAAUUCUUGGUAUGUUAUGGUAAAAUGGAUCGAGAAUCCAGAUUGUUAUGCUAACAAGACAUAUCCGAAUAUUGUUAGAAUAUAA
Entrophospora sp. SA101 is the source of this 1107-nucleotide messenger RNA. The record is from the annotation of a GenBank genome assembly. NCBI's taxonomy places the organism in Eukaryota, Fungi, Glomeromycota, Glomeromycetes, Entrophosporales, Entrophosporaceae.